This is a messenger RNA of Phymastichus coffea, 2048 nucleotides long. RefSeq names its product mitochondrial import inner membrane translocase subunit Tim23 (gene Tim23). The record is from RefSeq and is a predicted model, not a curated record. Gene Ontology annotation, cellular component: TIM23 mitochondrial import inner membrane translocase complex; mitochondrial inner membrane. The transcript has 4 exons. Gene Ontology annotation, molecular function: transmembrane protein transporter activity. The coding region runs from base 56 to 676 and encodes 206 amino acids. NCBI's taxonomy places the organism in Eukaryota, Metazoa, Arthropoda, Insecta, Hymenoptera, Eulophidae. Gene Ontology annotation, biological process: protein import into mitochondrial matrix.
UUUUGCUGUUCGCGUUUAACGAUCGGGGAGCAGUUAAGCUCCUUUAGUUUUAAAAAUGAUAGAUUUACGUGAUCCAAAUACAACCAGUAGUCCUAUACGUGAUAGCAGACAAAAGGAUAAUAUUAUCUCUUCUUUUGGAAGCCAACCACAUUUAUCAUCUCUUAGUCCAUAUUUAAAUUAUGAUCCAGUAUAUUUUCCUCCAAGUCAGCCAGAAUUCAUAUUCCCAGAAGGAGCCGUUAAACAGAGAGGUCGCUUUGAAUUAGCUUUCAGUCAAAUUGGUGCAGCUUGUAUAGCUGGAGCUGGAAUUGGUGGUGCAACAGGAUUUUAUAAAGGUUUAAAAGCAACAACACUUGCAGGACAAACUGGAAAACUUAGGAGAACACAAAUGAUAAAUCAUGUUAUGAAACAUGGCUCAUCACUGGCUAAUACAUUUGGAGUUGUAACAGUGAUGUACAGUGGUUUUGGUGUUUUGUUUUCAUGGGCUAGGGGGACAGACGAUUCUAUAAACACAUUAGCAGCAGCUUCAGCCACAGGGAUGCUUUUUAAGUCUACAGCUGGUCUGAAACGAUGUGUAAUAGGCGGAGGCAUUGGCUUUGGAAUUGCAGCUGCAAUCUGUUUAUGGAACAGUAGGGAAGCCUUUUCUGACAUUAUGCAUCAUCGCAUGAAUCCGGCGUAAGGCUGGGUGUGUGCCAGUCUUUUUCUUAGCCAACCCUAUCCUUUAUGAGUGUUCUUACUCCAUUUCCCAAAGUAGUAUUCUUUUUCAUUACUUAUGUACGAAAAAUGCUAACUGUACAAGCCUUAUUCAGCAUUUUUACAUGUUUUGUUUAAAAUCAUGUUAAGUUUAUAUUGAAGUCUGCUGUUUCAUUAUAUUUUGUCAACUUUUUUAUGUUGUUUGUUAAUAAAAUCUUAUUUUAGAGAUUUACAUCAAGUAAUCUUAUUCAAUAUGGUAAAACCAACACUAAUAUUAAUAAUUGGAGUAGGAGCAUUCAUAAAUAAUCCCAAAAUGGAGCCAGUUUAUUAAUAGAUAUGAAAUCGAAAAUUGUUUUGAAAUACUUUUAUUUAGCUAAAAUACCUACAAAAUUGAUUGAAAGGUUGGCAUGAUUGUCCUCUAUAAGUAUGUAAAACCGGACUACAUUAGUAUUCAGCAUACUGAACAAGAAUUAAAAAUUUCAUUAUAUUUAUUAAAUAGUUUUAGUUUGUUUUAAAUUUAAUGUGAUGCUCAGCAAUUUGAUAGUGAAAGUAAAAGUUGAUCUGUAAAACUAAACGAUAUUGGCAAAAACUUUCUUCUUACCAAAUUGUAAAUUUAUUUACUUAAUUGAUACACAUAUAUUGUUAAGAACAAACCCUGUAUAUAUAUUUUAUAUGCAAAAUUGCUUGGCCAUUGAAAAUAAUAAUUAUUUAGUUCUACUUAAUUGAGGAACAGUUUUACCGAAAAUUCUAGAACAAUGAAAAUUGGCUCCUUGUAUACAUCAAUUCACCAUCCUUAUAAAACGUAACUCAUUUCUCCAUAAUGCACCUGUUCAGCUAAUGAGUUUGAAAUCGUUUAUAAAUUUUUAUUGUCAUUAUAGUAAAUAGAACUUUUUUCCCCAACUAAAAAGCUACAAAUAUUAAAAAUGCUACAAUGAGUCUUAUUCAAUAAUACAAAUGCAUUAAAAAGUGUUUUUUUUCACUGUUUGAAUUGCAGAUUUAACUGACAAUUCAUCAUCUGUGACUUCUAGUUAUUACCGGUGAAGUUCCCUUCCAAUUUUUGUACGUAAUUGAAAAUGACGAAUUGUAAGUCGAACGAGACAUUGCACGAAUAAAGAAAUUAGCAUUCGAUUAAAAAACUAUAGACGAUUCCGAUUGUUGAAUUAUAAGAGGAUAUUUGUAUAUAGUAAAACGAAAAAUGUAGGAUGUAAAGUUUAAAGAGAUGUAAAGAUUUUAACCUUUCUGUGUGGAUACACGUAUGUUACAAUAAAUUAAUUAGUGAGAAUUGAACAACUGCGAACUCGAGCUAAUAGCGAAAACAUUGUACAUUAAAAUAUGCAUAAUAAAUUGACAUUUGGUUU